AUGGCUACGGAGAACAAGCGACAGAGCAUUGGUGGCAAAGGCCCCGCCGGUUUGGUUGCGUCCAAUCUCGGACCGUCAGGCACUGUCGCGAUGGAGAUGGCUUUGUGUGGAGCAAUUGGUGCCCGUAUACGUGUCACUACUGCUUCCCCAGCAUCCGUUACGCAUGAAGGAACCCUCUUCACAGCAUGUCCCAUCACCAAUCUUAUCGCAAUCAACACCUCACCUCCACCGCCAACCCCAAUGACCUCAGGCACCCCCGCCCUCUCCCAUCCCGGUGACUACCACAUAAUCCCUAUCUCCCGUAUCCAGAACUUUCAACUCCUUUCCGUAGCCCCACAUUCCUCCUCCUCCUCCUCCUCCUCCUCAAGUCCCGUCGAACAGCUACAGGGCCCAUCGUUCACCAACGCGUACCCAUCCAUCUACCCGCUCGACAUCCGCGCACUGAAGCAUCGCGAGGCCACCGCUGUUGCGAAGCUACAUGAGCGCGAACAGCGACGCGGGAAGGGUGUUAGCAAGGAAGCUCAAGACCUGUUCGAUGCGUUUAGCAGGACCAUGCCUGCCCGCUGGGAAGGCACGAGCAUUGUCGUGGCGGAUACCGUCAUAAUUUCCAAGCCGUAUCAGAUAGACAAUUGUCGUUCCCUAACCCGUGAUGAUGGUGGGGUGAGCGCAGCUUUGACAAGAGUUAGGAAAGUUCUUGAAAUGGAACGCAAGAAGAUUGAGCUCCGCAGCGCUAGUGCCGCAAUCGCCAACUCGACCCAUUUUUCCCAUCACUCUCGCAAUAGCAAUAAUGCCAAUAGUGUCAUUAAUAAUGCCAACUCGAAUGCGAAUAACGGCUCCGUUUCAACCCCAAAGGAUCGUGAUCGAGAUGCAAAAGCCUCUGCCGUCGCCGUCCCCAUUGCCAAUACCGUAACCCGCUCUUCACCACCUGGAGCUGCUGCUGCUCCUCCUCCUGCUGCUUCUGUCGCCAACCAGAGGAAAGGUGGUUAG
Messenger RNA from Paracoccidioides lutzii Pb01, 987 nucleotides. RefSeq lists its product as hypothetical. The transcript has 3 exons. Bases 1 to 987 code for a protein of 328 amino acids. The record is from RefSeq and is a predicted model, not a curated record.